AUGGGCUGCAAUAUUUCUAUCCAGGCUGCAGUUGCACAGCUGCCUUCUGAGUGGCUACAGAACAACCAGGGAGUCAAAAGCCAGGUGGUGACCUCUUCCCCACGGACUCCGUCUGAAGUUGGGGCAGCUUGACCAACAGGGACUUCAAAGGAUGGAGCCAAACUUGAAGAUGAGACCAGUGAGGAAAUCUUCCCCAAGGAAUCACCAUGAAGCUUUACGUCUUUUCAGAUAAGCAGCAACUCCCAAAGCACAGACACACUGCUCACCAAUGAGUUCAUCAGUAAAUCAUCACCCUUAGAGGAAACAGAGGCAAAAAUCAUCAUUCUUGAAGAGCUAAGGAUGCAGGGAAUAAUCAAGAGCUGAAGUACCACUGCCAGAACUGGAGAAGCAUAUGAGAACAAGAGAGAUGUCCUGCAAAAGACACUGAAGAAACCCCCAGCUAGGCUGGAAAAAAUUCAGUUUGGAAAUGAGGAAGUGGGUCAUUUUACAGUGAAGGACAUGAAGCCUUCUGCUGAAGGAAAGAAACAGGUUAGGGAAGAGGAACUGAACAAAAUGCCACAACACAUCACAUCAUUUUUCCCCCCAGAAACUGCUCACCAAACCACAAGGAAACAGACUGAAAAGGACUGCCCAGGUUUUGAAAGUCAAGGAGGUACAGACCCUCAGCCCUUACUUUUAGAUGCUGAGCAAGGGGUGCUGCUGUGGAAAACAACUGCAGUUGACACAAACAAUUAUAUUGAGGACUCUGUCAUUGACUUGAUAACGUACAGCUGCAUCUAUGAAUCGAUCUGGAUCUGUCUUGCAAAUACGAAGAACUCCUCUGUUCCCUGCAAAUGUCUUUCUUGA
Corvus hawaiiensis (hawaiian crow) is the source of this 846-nucleotide messenger RNA. It is a transcript of the gene STMND1, whose product is annotated as stathmin domain containing 1. The record is from RefSeq and is a predicted model, not a curated record. Lineage: Eukaryota; Metazoa; Chordata; Aves; Passeriformes; Corvidae.